AUGUUCAACAGCGAACAAGCCGGACGGCAAACCGCGCCGGCACUUAGGACCUUGCUUAGGACUUUAGACUGUUGAGUGCCACUUGCCAGAUCAAGGGCACAUCGAGGGAAAGUAGUUGGAGCAGCAAGCUGCUGUCUGCUGACAUGACCUCGGCUGACCGAAGAGCUCUCCGAUCAUUCAUAUUUAUGCGUCUAUCGGCACCCGAUGAACAUUUGCUCUGCCGUAUGACGUCACACCAGCGUACGGCGGCGCUGAUUGGCCGCCGGCGGCGCCAAGGCCGUCUGUACGCUGAGCCGUCGGUAGCGACUCUGACGGUUGUCAGUCGACGGUCGGAGCCCCGGAGCCGGCAGCCGACGCGACAGUGGCGAGCGGACGGUGCGCGGCGCGUGCUGAUGGGUGGCCGGGACGGCGGCGGCGCCAUGGAUGUGUACCCGAGCGGCAACAUCUUCCAGGAGCUGAAGCUGGUGCUGGACAAGGGCUGCUUCCUCUCGUCGUGCUCGCUGGAGGAGCGCUGGCAACAGACAUGUUACGAGAUGGAGAAGUACCUGAAGGACGAGCCUAAGCUCAAGUCGUACAAGAAGCUGCCGUCCGAGCUGGACUCGGCGGCGGCGCGGUGGAAGUCGGAGCCGGAGCCGGACGACGGCGAGUACCUGUUCUCGUCGCGCGACUCGCUCGACUCGCUCAGCGUCAGCUCCGGCUCGUCGGCCAACUGGGAGACGGCCAGCGUCAAGACGGAGGAGCCCGAGUCCGAGAGCGACUCGGAGAUGGAGGACGCCGCCGGCCGGCUGCUGGCCCACUCGCUCACGCCGCCCUCCAGUCCCGAGUGGCCGUCGGCGGCCCGGCUGGCCGGCCGCGGCACGCUCCAGGUGCGCUUCACGUCGCGCGCCGGCGGCCUCAUCUCGUGCCUGCCGGGCCUGUCGCUCAAGGCGGGCCACGGCCGGCCGGCGCGCGCCGACUCCUCUCCAGAUGGCAAGCGGCGGAUACACAAGUGCCUCUUUUCCGGCUGCAAGAAGGUCUACACCAAGUCGUCCCACCUCAAGGCCCACCAGCGGACACACACAG
This is a messenger RNA of Amphibalanus amphitrite, 1062 nucleotides long. Its product is annotated as Krueppel-like factor luna. NCBI's taxonomy places the organism in Eukaryota, Metazoa, Arthropoda, Thecostraca, Balanomorpha, Balanidae. The annotation marks the transcript as partial. The transcript has 4 exons. The record is from RefSeq and is a predicted model, not a curated record. Gene Ontology annotation, molecular function: DNA-binding transcription factor activity, RNA polymerase II-specific; RNA polymerase II cis-regulatory region sequence-specific DNA binding. Gene Ontology annotation, biological process: regulation of transcription by RNA polymerase II.